AUGAUUAAGAAUUACGGAGACAGAUAUCAUCUUAUCGACAAAAAGGCUUUGGAAGAUAAGAAGCUAGAUAAGGACUAACUAGUAGAAUUUGUAAGAACAUCAGGGAUAAGUGACAUUGGAAAAAAUUACAAUAUUGUGUCAAUUAUAGGUAGUCAAAGUACAGGGAAAAGUACAUUGCUUAACUAGCUUUUUGGAACAAAAUUUGAUGUCUAGAAUAGGUAAUAAAGCGUUGGUUAAACAACUGUUGGUAUUUGGCUCUCCAAAGAUGUCUAAAAUAAUGUUGUAGUAUUGGAUGUGGAAGGAUCCGAUUCUGUUGAGCGAAAAUCAGGAGAAAAUAUGGUUGAAAAUCAAACGGCUUUAAUGGCAUUGGCGAUGUCACAUUGCUUUAUUAUCAACGUUUUUCUUAAUGCUUUAGGUUAACAUACAAGUUGCUAAUUAUCCAUAAUCAAGAUCAUUAUGCAAUAGAAUUUGAAACUAUUUCAAUAAGACACAGUCAAGCACAUUAUUUUUGUUGUAAGAGAUUGGGAUGAAGAUGCAAAUUAUGAGGAGGCGUCUCGUAGAUUGAAUGGUUAUUUGUUGAAUAUAUGGAAUGAGAUUCCCAAACCUGAUCACUAUAAGGAGACAGAUUUCCAUUAAUUAUUUAGUGUUUAAGUGGUUACACUAGUUUAUUACAAAAUGAAAAAAGAGUUUAUUGAAUAAACAAAUGAUCUUCAUGCAAAAUUAUCCAAUUAGCAAGAUCCCAAUUUCAUUUUUAAAGAUUUUGAUUAUGAGAAAAAUGUGAGAUGGUCAGACAUGCCACAAUAUUUAUCCAAUAUUUGGGAGGUCAUUUCAAAUAAUAAGGAUUUGAAUUUACCAAAUGAGAAGAUUCUGAUUUCUAAUAUGAGAUGUUAAUAAAUCAAAUUGGAAGCAUUGGAUGGAGUGAAAUAAUUAAAUGAAGAUUUGUAAAAUAGAGUAAGAACAAAAUUAGUUGAUAAUUUUGCUCAAGAAUGCUAAACCAUUAUGAAUCUAGCUUUUAAACUUUAUGACAAGGAUGCUAGAGAUUAUCACAUUGAAGUGUACAAAGAGAAAGAGAAAGAGUUGAAAGAUGAACUGGUUAAUAGAUUCUAUACUUAUUUCUAAAAAUAGACCGAAUAACUCAAGCAACACUAUAUGAAUACGUUAACAGAGAAUUUGGAGACAUUGAAGAGAGAAAGUAUCUACAAUUUACCUGAUAAAUUAAACGAAUUGGAUCUGUUCAAAUUGCAAUUUGAAGAACAAUUAGCAAAAUCCGUAAUUCAAAAGGGAUUAUGGUAAGAGGAAGACCAUAUUAGAUAUUUUAGAUAAUAAUUUGAUAAUCAAUUGAAGGCAUUUGUAGAAGCCCAAUUAGCAACUUUUAAAUAAUAAUUGGAUAAUAUAAUCAAAUCUGAAUGUGACAAAAUAGUAAGUUCUUAGGUUCUUAACAUCUCAAGCAAAUUUUGGUAACAAAUAGAAUCUGACUAUUAUGCUAUGAUAUCUGAGAAAUAUUAAAAAUACGAGGUGUUGUUAACAGGAUUGAGAGUUCAAUAGAAAUAGAUUGAAGAUUAUUUGAAUAAGUUUGAAGAAGAUAGUUUCCAUAAUCUCAAAUAAGUAAUCGCUGUUGCCAGUGGCAGAUUUAAAGAUUAAUUAUUCUAACAAUUCAAAGCUUAAUUCGUAAGAGCUCCUGAUGGACAACCAAGAAACUGGUAAAAAUUAACAGAAGAGGAAAUCUUCCAUUGCUAUACAGAUGCCAGAGAUAAGGUGUUCUAAUUAUUAGAUUCGUUGAGAAUCAGAAAAAUUAAGUUCAUAAGACAACAAGUAGUAUUAAAGAAAAAAGCCCAAACUCUCAUUAUUUCUUCGAGUCAGAAAGUGUAAUAUCAAAUUUCCUCAGAUGCCGAUUCCGAUGACGUUGUUCUUAACGAUGUCUUUUAUACAUAAGUCAAAAUGCAAUUGGCAGAAGAUAUCGAUGUCUAAUAUCAAGAUGCCAUUCAAAAACAUAAAUAAGAUUUCCUGUAAAACAUUCCAAAACCAUUUUGGUUCUUGUUGUUAUUCUUUAUGUACGAUGAUGUAUUAAGAUGGAUGGGCAAUCCAUUAUUCCUAUAUCCAAUUUUGAUAAUCCUAUGCUUUGUAGGAUUUUGCAUCGCCAUAGGUCUCCAUAGUUUACCUAAAUUGGCAUUUUAAUGGGUCUUUAGAACAUUGAAUCAAGCUGUUAUUCCAAUAAUAUUUGGAGGGAUUUCAAAAUUAAAGGGAAGUUGA
Messenger RNA from Paramecium tetraurelia, 2250 nucleotides. RefSeq lists its product as uncharacterized. Gene Ontology annotation, cellular component: endoplasmic reticulum. The record is from RefSeq and is a predicted model, not a curated record. Gene Ontology annotation, biological process: endoplasmic reticulum membrane fusion. The transcript has 7 exons. Lineage: Eukaryota; Ciliophora; Oligohymenophorea; Peniculida; Parameciidae. Gene Ontology annotation, molecular function: GTPase activity; GTP binding.